Messenger RNA from Enhydra lutris kenyoni (northern sea otter), 1270 nucleotides. Its product is annotated as killer cell lectin like receptor D1. The transcript is spliced from 6 exons. Bases 190 to 732 code for a protein of 180 amino acids. Lineage: Eukaryota; Metazoa; Chordata; Mammalia; Carnivora; Mustelidae. The record is from RefSeq and is a predicted model, not a curated record. Gene Ontology annotation, biological process: stimulatory C-type lectin receptor signaling pathway; positive regulation of natural killer cell mediated cytotoxicity.
UCAUCUAUAGAAGAUUCGAGAACAUUGUUCAAAUAAAUAAUUUUUCUCUUUUUUUUUUCUUUUAAAUUUCUUCAUGCACGACUUUUGGGUUGUUUAGCCUCCAGCUCAGCUCUGUGAACCAACACACCACCAUCCUUCUUGAUUAAGCACGUACUGUGUGUUGCCGGCAUCGACACUGGAACAUUCCUCAUGGCAGCUUCUCAGACCACUCCAUGGAAUUUGAUUUCUGGGAUCUUAGGAGUAACGUGCCUUAUUUUGUUGGCUAUUAUGGGAAUUUUGUUGAAAAAUUUAUAUCCUAAACAAAGUAUUCAGCCAACAUCGUCUCUAGAUGCAAUCAGCGAAGUCCAGAAAGGCUCUAACUGUUGUUCUUGUCCAAAAGGCUGGAUUGGGUACCAGUGCAACUGCUACUUCUUUUCUAGUAAAUUAAAAAAUUGGACAGAAAGUCAUAGGUUCUGUGCUUCUCAGAAUUCCAGUCUACUUCAGUUUCAAAACAAAGAUAAAUUGCAUUUUAUGAGCUCCAGUACAUAUUUUUACUGGAUUGGACUCUCUUACCAUAAAGACAAAAAGGCCUGGUUGUGGGAAGAUGGCUCCCCUGUCUCCCAAGAUCUAUUGCCAUCACUUCAAAAAUUAAAUACAGAGAAAUGCACAAUGUAUAGCUCAAGCCAAGGUAUUUUGGACGAACGCUGUGAUAAUGAAAGUCGUUUUAUAUGUAUAAAAAGAGCUUAUUUAUAAAUGUGUUUCUUGGAGUGGGCGGGGUGGGCAGUGAAGAUUCAGUAGUACUAAGAGCAUGACUUUACCUCUUAUAUUAUUGCUAAUUAUCUACUUCUGGGAUCUGUAAAAUGUUUCAAAUCAUGUCUUAUGAUACAAUUUUCAUACAUUUGAAAUCAUGUGCUUCAAAAUUAGUGAAAUUUGGGGCACCUGGGUGGCUCAGUCGGUUAAACGGCUGCCCUCAGCUCAGGUUACAAUCCCAGGGUCCUGGGAUUGAGCCAGGCAUCAGGCUCCCUGCUCGACAGAGAGCUUGCUUCUCCCUCUUUCUGCCUGCUGCUCUGCCUACUUGUGUUCUCUCUCUCUCUGUCAAACAAAUAAAUAAAAUCUUUAAAAAAUAAAAUAAAAUAGGUGAAAUUUGUGCACCUAUAUCUGCCAUAACAGUGCCCCAAGGUAAAGAAUUUCAGGACUAUUGUGAUUUAAUGGAUAUGUUCAACAUUAAAUUUAAUCUAUUUUAUGCAUAUAUUCUUGUGAUUUUUUUUGCAGAAAUUCAAAUGAAAUAAUU